Pyrus x bretschneideri (Chinese white pear) is the source of this 1037-nucleotide messenger RNA. RefSeq lists its product as uncharacterized. NCBI's taxonomy places the organism in Eukaryota, Viridiplantae, Streptophyta, Magnoliopsida, Rosales, Rosaceae. Bases 127 to 456 code for a protein of 109 amino acids. The transcript has 2 exons. The record is from RefSeq and is a predicted model, not a curated record.
AAGGCUCUCCCAGCUGCCGUCUGGCAACCCGACCGCUGAAGAGGAUCCCAUUCGUUCUCAAUAGUUGCAUGAACCUGUCGAACGGUAUCUGUGGACAACAAGUCCGGAAGCUUGAACUCUGGCCACAUGGGGAACUCAGGCAUUGUGUUAUUAUCUGGUGCGAGUGGCUCCCAGGAAGUGAUAUCCGACGGUGGCACCCUGGCUCCUAAUAAGGGAAGUCCAAUGCGGUCCGGUGGUUUUAUAACAAGUACUCAUUUGUUUGGUUUUGGUUGUGCACACGACAAAGGCGUCAUUUCGUGGUUCGUGUUUGCUUGCGUUGCACAAAGGCAAAGGAAGGCAAUUGGCGUUAGGUCCCUAAUUGAGUGGCUCUCUGUUUGCAGUUGUAUCGAAGUGAUUCAUCUUCUAUCCUUCACGAAAAGACUGACUUGUAUCCGUGAUGCCACCACGGAGUCUUGAGACAAUACGGAUAACUUUUGGACGUGACAUUGUAUUAUUAGUUGAGAACGUGAUGCUAGCAUCCUAGGGGUGGAGGAAAGUCCCUCCUCUCAAGGUGACGCUAACCCCAAGUCAAUGAAGCACUGUUGCACGUUUUAUCUGCCGUGGUGGUUUCUUUUGUUGGUUGGUGCAUGAGAACAGUGAUGGGCCCAGACAUACACAACUGGCAUGGGCGCAGACAUAUACAACUGGCAUGGGCCCAGACAUGCACAACUGGCAUCUUCAGACAGAGCCCAUAUUUGACAAGGAUUCAGCUUAACCACGUGCGAUCAUAAACCAAUAUUUUCCUGAAGAAGGAUCAUGUCCUGAUCCUUUUCACCUAAUUCUCUUCAUCAAACAAUUCGGGUUUUUAAAAUUUGAUCAAACGAUUAAAGUUAUUAUAACUUUUACAGUGGGUCUGUGUUUUUAGCCGUUAGAUUAAAUUUUAAAGAUCCAGAUUGUUUGAUGAGAAGGAUUAGGUGGAAAGGAUCUGGAGAGGAUCCCUUCCCUAUUUUCCUAGGUGAAAAGUUAUGCCCGUUUCUUAAGAUGAGUUGACUUUUCUA